Molecule: messenger RNA, 1357 nt
Organism: Arabidopsis lyrata subsp. lyrata
Lineage: Eukaryota; Viridiplantae; Streptophyta; Magnoliopsida; Brassicales; Brassicaceae
Product: probable FBD-associated F-box protein At1g32375
Exons: 2
Coding region: 205-1035 (276 amino acids)
Molecular function (GO): protein binding
Source: RefSeq, a predicted model, not a curated record
CUCUUUUAUUUUUCGGAUAUGAAAGUGAUAGAUUCCCAAAAUCCAUCUAUCAAUGUUUGGAACUAAAAGAAAAAACAUUUAUGUUUCGGCUGCAAUUAGAUGAUUUUGAUGGUCGGUUUCUGUUUUUGCUAGGGAUUUCUGUUUUCACUAGGGCUUUAGGAUUUCUGCAUAAGGAUUUGCGGAAGGGUUAAUUAGCUCUCAAUUAUGGAUAGCAUAAGUGAGUUGCCCGAUGCAUUGCUCUUGAAAAUAUUAUCUUUACUGCCUACUGCAAGAGAUGUUGUGGCCACAAUGGUUUUGUCCAAACGAUGGCAACCGCUUUGGAUGAUGGUGCCAAGACUCGUAUAUGAUGAUAGCUAUCAGAAUCUCGAAUAUGGACGUUUUUCGUGGUUUGUAGACAAGUCUUUGUUUCUGCACGAGGCACCAGUUAUAGAAACUUUGCAUUUCAGACUUGGUAAAACAUGUGGUAGUGGAGAUAUUCGAGUGUGGAUUAGAGCUGCUGAUAAGUGCUCUGUGCGUAGGCUGAUUCUCGAGUUCGACAGCUCUUCUAGUGCAUCUCCAGCCAUACUUCCAAGGAGUUUGUACACAGGGUGUAGAGUGUUUGCGAUCUUGUACACAUUGCAGGAUGCAUAUCCUGAUGGUAGUAUCUUCUGCUGUCUUGUUUUUCUUACGAUAGGAACUUGGGAAAGUGAGUGGUUGAAUCUACUUAUGUGUGUUCUCAAAGACUCACCUAAUUUACGAGCUCUCAAACUUGAACAGGGCCAUAGUGGUCCGGGUCCCCAACCACGCCCGUGCUGGAGUGAACCGAGUUCAAUCCCCGAAUGUGUGAUAUCGAGUCUUCAAACUCUCGAAUGGACAGAAUAUGAAGGAGCAGAAGAAGAGAAAGAAGUAGUAGCAUUCAUUUUAAGAAACGGAAGCUGUUUAAAGAAGGUAACCAUCUCCUCAAAAUCCACAGACCGCGACAAGAAACUUGAGAUGGUCAAGGAGUUGGCAUUUUUGUCAAGGCGUUCACCUACAUGUCAUCUUACAUUCGAGUGAAGUAAUUGUGGUCAAGCAACAUGUAUCAGAAAUUCUUAUGUUUUCCUUUUCCAAAUUCAGCUCUUGAAUUUGUUAUGUUCUUUCUCUACGUCUUUACUAAGAAACAAAGAAAUACUAUCUUCCUAGGUUUAUCUCCAUGAUUAUCAUCUUGAUCUUGUGGUUUUUGCUCCAAUUCUUGUGUCAAUCACUAAAAGGAUAGUGACGGUGCACAUGGAGCCACACAUGUGGCUUUUUCAAUGUGAUGAUCUUUACCAUUAGAGUGUCAUAUUUAAUAAAUUUAUGGUUAACUUCUACAUCAAAAAAAAGAAGUUUAAGGCGAUGC